GGCAGCAGUGGGCUUCAUGUCUUUGCAAAUGCUGGUAUUUUGGAGUAUUGUGGUUUGUGCUAUUUCAGGCUCCGGAGUCGGAUGUGCAGACUGACAUCCACCCAACACGCGGCGGAGAGAAGCCCUGUUACAUUCACCAGGAACGCACGGGGCUCCGUUAGACGUGAACAAACUAGGUCAAUCGUGUAAAAAAAGAGAAAAAACCCAAAGCGACAUUAGCAGAAUAUUUCCGCGUGUGUGUGUGUGUGUGCAUGUGUGAGUGUGUGCAUGUGUGUCUGUGUGCAUCGAGCCUGGAAACACAGCAGCACCCAGAAGUGAACAAAGCGACCCGGAAGCGGUGGUUGGGACUGGAGGCAGGCAGAGACAGAACAUCAAGCUUUUAUAUUAAAGCUGCGCUCGCAACACAAUAUCUCUGCAGCCGGGACACAAGGAUGGCAGAGCCACGAUUUAACAACCCGUAUUUCUGGCCGCCCCCGCCAUCCAUGCCAGGCCAGCUGGAUAACCUGGUGCUCAUUAACAAGAUUAAGGAGCAACUGAUGGCCGAGAAGAUCCGACCCUUGCACCUGCCGCCUACCUCCAGCCAGUCCCAGCAGACCCUGCUGUUGCCCAACUCGACCCAGGACGGGGGCAACCAGCACGGUAUGUCAUUGCAAAAGCAGCAGCAGUUGUCGGGCCACCACCCGCAGGGACAGGGCUCUGGACAGCCGGACAUCGCUCUGCAUGCUCGCCCCGCCUCCAGCUCGGGACAGGAUGGAUUGAUGGACGACAAGUCAGCGGUGAAGGCUAAAGGAUUGUGGGAGGACUGGCACCUGAGACAGCUUGGCGAGCAAACUGGCCGCAUGAACCAUCGCUCAGCGCUGGCUCCCUCAUCCCGACCCGACAGCCACAUCAUGUCCGAGGCCCUGACCCCCACGACCCCGACCUCCAGCAACCAGAACCGGCUCGGUGGCGCCCCCUCUCUGAACAUCAUCUCUGGGCUGGCCAGUGGUCCGGGCAUGGACCACAUGAAGAUCGGCGGCCUGGCAGGACUGUUGGGCCCCCCACCCAAGGCCCCCCGGGGACGGAAGAAGAUCAAAGCUGAAAACCAAUCGGGUCCUCUGCUGGUGGUGCCCUACCCCAUCCUAUCUGACCAAGGCUGUGUCACAAUUGCACCCAAAGAGGGCAAAAUCUACAGAUGCAAAGUGUGCCCACUCACCUUCAUGUCCAAGUCCGAGAUGCAGAUUCACUCCAAGUCUCACACGGAGGCCAAACCACACAAGUGUCCCCACUGCACCAAGACGUUCGCCAACGCCUCCUACCUGUCGCAGCACCUGCGCAUCCACCUGGGGAUCAAACCCUACCACUGCUCCUACUGCGAGAACUCCUUCCGUCAGCUGUCACACCUGCAGCAGCACACCAGAAUCCACACGGGCGACCGGCCUUAUAAAUGUGCUCACCCCGGAUGUGAAAAGGCUUUUACCCAGCUGUCUAACCUCCAGUCUCACCAGAGGCAGCACAAUAAAGACAAGCCGUACAAAUGUCCCAACUGCUACCGUGCCUACUCCGACUCCGCUUCAUUGCAGAUCCACUUGUCAGCGCACGCCAUCAAAAACGCUAAGGCCUACUGCUGUAGCAUGUGUGGCCGGGCAUACACCUCAGAGACCUACCUAAUGAAGCACAUGUCCAAACACACGGUGGUGGAGCACCUAGUGAGCCACCAGUCGCCCCAGAGGACCGAGUCCCCAAACAUCCCCAUACGGAUCUCCCUCAUCUGAGCCUCCCCCCCCCGACAGCCCGGCAGCAGGUCGGAUUCGGAGUCUAUGUUCGGCUGGAGCUUGUGAGGCCCUGCACCCACGGCCAUCUACAUAAGGCUUACAUUGGCAUUAUGACAGCUUACAUACAUUCAGUACAUUCACUUUUUUUUUUCUUCAUUACAACGAUGUUAAUGUUGUAAUCAGUCCUGCUAAAAUCAUUGAAAUCAGCUUUUUCCCCUCGUCAAUCCACACUAAGUGCCCCAUUAUGACAAAGCAAAAGUGGAAAAAUGUAUAUUUGAACUUACCUAAAGUGAACGGGUGUGUCGCCUUCCAAGUCAUGGACGUAUAGCACAGUGCAGUAACUAUCUUUAUCAAGGGCCCAGCUGUCCCCUCAUGAAACCACAUUUAAAAUCACUUUAUCAGGAUUUUGCACCAAAUUGCACGACCUCAUAAAUAUCAGUCCCCAAAAUGUGCUUGAUUUUUUUUUUCUUCAAGAUCCAAAAGAAAUCCGGUAUCUGCCCCAAUUCUGUUUGUGGAUUUGCACUCACUCGUAAAUAUCAGUCCCCUAAAUGUGACUGGUGUUUUUUCAUCAAGAGACCAUGAAUUAUUCAUGGGGAAAAACUAAAAUGUAAAAAAAAUGCCUUAUUUCAGAUAAUAAAUUCCUAGAUCUGCCCCUUCGUGCAAAUCCUGGGCUAAAAUUGAAUGAGUUGUUAGUGGACCAUGUCCCGUCCCUCCACCAAGUUUGGUGGAAAUCUGUUGUAGUGUUUAUGUUCUGCUCCUAAACAAACCAAAACACAGACAGGGCUGAGAACACAACCCUGUUAGUGGAGUUUACCACCAAUUGUGUAGAAAUAUCUGAAAAACCAGAACGAGGACCCUGUCUUUACUGUGAUGAUGGGCUGCUCAGUGCAGAUUGAUGAGGAGAUUAAUGAAGACUUUAAAACUACGUUAGCUCGAGGCUGUAACUUAAACUGUGAAAACAGUGAAGAGGUCUGAAAAGGCCCUGAACGCGCUGUGAGCGCUCAGCGAGCGGACCGCCUCAAUUCGUCCCGACACAGGCCGCCUGUCCUAAAUGAGCACAGCGUUAUUUUGUGAAUGUAACAAUACAGCUAGAUGUUGUCCUGAGGAUCGAGUGGCAAAGAAUGUGUUGCGUCAGAUCUAAUAAGCACUUUCGUAAGCGUCAUGUAAACUGCCGGAUGCAUUGGCCAUCAGAAAUGUUUUAGUUUGUUUUGUUUUUUUUCCUCUUCCAUAAAAUGGGUUUCUAAAACGUGCCAGAUGAUAUUUGCCCUUAUAAAGAAUUGAGAAAGUAGAAAAAAGUAAAUGUUUGCUGGGUGUAUUCUGGAGACAUCCAAAGAUAAUCUUAAAGCACUUUUAGGCCUCGUGGUUUUGGCUCAAAUUGUUUCAAUCUUGUUGGAUGGAAAAUGCCAAAGGGCAUUACUUGUGGCAGCUAAGAGUACCGACUGUGUAUAAAUAACAGUGUUUCUGUUACUUUCUUUGCUUUUACUCGCAUUUUCGGUGCAAUUACACAUUUACAGGGUCGUCUAAAUUUGAAGAAAGGCAAUCGGUAGAUGACAAUUUCAACGUUUCAUGAUUGUAUUAACAAGGUGUACUGUUGAUUUGGGGAGGGAAGACAAAAAAAAAUAGAGCAACACGCAAGGGAAGAAAGAUGAAUGUUUUUUUUUAUUUUAUAUCUCCAAUAUCUUUCACUCCACAUUUGACAUAUUUCACUUUUACGGCACCUUUUAUGAUCAGAACACAUGAUCAAUCAAACACUGCUUUUACAUUACGUUCUCCCUCACGUCCUCAGAACUCGUGCCAUACACAAUUAUCCUUGUUUCCAAGAGAAAGCAGUUCUCUUCAUCGUGUUUGUCGGCUUUUCUCUGUUCAGUUAAGCUUUUAUUUACUUAGUAUUAGAAGUAUUUUGUCGCAGAGGUUGAAAACAUUGCACAUGCAUCGAUGCCAGCUCUACUUUUGAAAACACAUCAAAUUUUAAAUCGAGUGGUCAAUUUUUAAAUGUCGCCGCUGGACCAAAAUGUGAAGUUAAUGAACUCUGACUCUCCCCCUUAGGAUCUUUUCUUUAAGUCUUUAAUAAGCUUUACCCAUUUUUAAAUAAACUGCAGUAUAAGUCAUAUUCCAUAGGCCUAUAUUUUGAGUUUAUGUGGAGUGGAUGCUUCUCCUUUUGAUUAAUUUUGUUCUCCUUAGUAUCCUUUUUAUUGUACACAGUAUUGUUUGUUGUAUUUUUACUGUAACUUUAAACUCUGGAUGGUACUAAUAGGGUACCCUGUGUUCUUCAGGGCACUUCAGAAAAAAAUAAGGUGCUACAGCUAGAUGUUAUGUUUGAGAUGGAACUGAGAAAAAUGUAAAAUACAUAUACAGUAUAUAGUAUGUUUUCAAAAGAAUUAAAAAAAACAACCUAUUACUCAAGCCACUGGCCUGAAAAACAAGACAUUUUACGCCAACAACAGACCCUGCCUCUUCAACUUUACUCUCUCCUGAGAUAGUGGGAAAAUGUACAUGUUGCUGUACUGUAAAACAUGUUACUCAUUUAUAGUACCUAUUUUUAAGUUUUCAUCAACAGCUUUCUGUUUGGGUUUUUGUAAGAGCUUAUGUAUGGACUUACUGUAAUUAUUUUAGUCAACCCGUAUGUUAUUAAUACUCAUGUUUUAUAUCAGUUAUUUCCAUGUAAGCCUUAACUGUUCUAUCAUCCCAUUUCCAUGACUCUGUAUUGUGUUCUGCAGUAUUCAAUCGUGUAAACAUUUUUUUUUUUUUUAUUUCCUUUCCUUCCGCAUGGAGUUCCUGAGCUGUAAACUGUAUGAUAACUGUUUAACCCAUGUUCUCGAUGAAAAGAUAUUGCGUAGAUUUAUUACACUUUUUCCUGUCUUGCAUUGUGGUUUCAUAUACAGUUUCUAGAACGACUAAAUAUGCACAGCCAAGACUGAGAAGUUAAACUAAGGUUAUCAAUGUUUAAAAAAGGAAAAAAAGCUUUGUAUCUUUACCUUGUUUAAUAAACAGACUGUUACAAAUUC
Pleuronectes platessa (European plaice) is the source of this 4759-nucleotide messenger RNA. It is a transcript of the gene znf362b, whose product is annotated as zinc finger protein 362b. Gene Ontology annotation, biological process: negative regulation of transcription by RNA polymerase II. Gene Ontology annotation, molecular function: DNA-binding transcription repressor activity, RNA polymerase II-specific. The coding region runs from base 252 to 1754 and encodes 500 amino acids. Lineage: Eukaryota; Metazoa; Chordata; Actinopteri; Pleuronectiformes; Pleuronectidae. The transcript is spliced from 9 exons. The record is from RefSeq and is a predicted model, not a curated record.